Molecule: messenger RNA, 5597 nt
Organism: Xiphophorus hellerii (green swordtail)
Lineage: Eukaryota; Metazoa; Chordata; Actinopteri; Cyprinodontiformes; Poeciliidae
Product: ELKS/Rab6-interacting/CAST family member 1-like
Exons: 20
Coding region: 395-3865 (1156 amino acids)
Biological process (GO): maintenance of presynaptic active zone structure; regulation of synaptic plasticity; neuromuscular synaptic transmission
Cellular component (GO): cytoskeleton of presynaptic active zone
Molecular function (GO): structural constituent of presynaptic active zone
Source: RefSeq, a predicted model, not a curated record
GCUCUUGCUCGCGCACGCGCCAGCUGGGUUAGCGCGCCCACGCGGACCCGAUGGUAGGACAGGUCACAGCUGAGCCGAUGAGAUCAUGGAGGCUGCGCUGAGGUCGGACGGGAUACGGCCGACGGGACUGAGCGGUGAUGGAGAGCUGCCUGUCCGAAGCCAUGAUGACCUGCAGUGUAACUGAAAGUCCAAGACUUCUUGGAGCAUCACUGCCAACAGCCUCAUAUUUUCUUCAAAAAGACAAAAUAAGUCUCAAUUCAUGUGCAGUCAGAUAUGGACAAGUGAAUAAGUGCCCUUUAUUACUCCCAUUGCUUAUUCUUAUUCCACAAAUGGAUAUCCCAGUUUUUCUGUCUGUGACAAUUUGCUUCCAGAUGUUAUAUUUUGCCAUACAACCAUGCCUUUAAACAUAAGAGCCAAGCCCUCGCACAGCAAGCUGACUGCUGCUGCUGCAAAGAGUGGUGGGCAAAAUGAUGGCAGCUCAUCUCAUUCACGCUUCUCGAGGUCUACAAAACAGGGAAAAGGUAAACAGGCUGUCAGCUCAGGUCCUGGGUCCCGAUCAGGACUUGAGCCCGGCUCUGUGUCAGGGGGCGGGCCUCCACCAGCAGCUAAACUGACCGGAGCACAAGGUUCAGUUUCAAAGCUUGGUUCAAGACUCAAAGUCAACACAUCAACAGCAGAUAAAGGAUCAACUCGUGGUUCAGCAACUGCUCCAGGUGGAAAAACCAUGUCCAUGGAGAACAUCCAGUCUUUAAGUGCGGCCUAUGCCACUUCUGGCACCAUGUAUCCCAAUGAGCGGGAGUCCUUGGAACCCUCUGGUGGAUACCCUAAAAGUACCAUGACAUUAGGGCGGAGUACCAGCCGCUCAUCUUCCACUGGCCGCAGUACAGCAAUUGGAAGCACCCCAAACAUCACAGCCUCUGGUAUGCACCACAUAUCAGACUCUUGUGGAGACCAAACUGUGUUUUCUACAGGAACUUCCAGUUUGCGACGGCAGUCUGGAAGAUGCACACAAACAUUGGAUUCAGAUGAUCGGGGAGAGGUUUCCACCUGUGAUCUCCAGGCUCAGCUGAGGGAUCUGCAGAGAGAGAAUGAAAGUCUCCGGAGGGAACUGGAUGGAGGGAGGGAUGGAAAGACAGGCUAUGGCAUUAAUAGUGUUAAUUUCUGGAGCCCUGAUGUAAAGAGAGACAAGGGGAGUAGGCGUGAAGAGGGAGUAAGGACGCCUGCUCUAAAGGAACAGUGCAGAGUGAACCAAGACGAUUUACAGCUGGGGGAUAUAAGAAGAAACAAGCAACUUCCUUUGACAGUUCAGGAGCUACAGGAGGAGCUGAGAGCUCACAGAGAGACAAACAGUCGCCUGCGGCAACAGCGGCAGCAGAGCAGCUCCUACCGAGAACACCAUAUGGACCAGGAGUUCAGAGGGGGGCUCAGUCCUGGCCACAGUCCCAGACAAAGUUCCAUAAACCUGCACAGUCCAGCACCAAAGAACAGCCCCAAAGCCAGUCCAUCGAACACCUACAAUCCAAGGCAACAAGAGGCUGACAUCAUUAUUCACAGUCCUGGCUAUGGGUGUAAUACAUUGGCAGCCACGCAGAGACUUAGCCCAGCCAACACCCUUCAGCCUGGACAAAGGAACAGUCCAAGCCAGGCCCUCUACAGUCCUAGUCAGGGAGCAUUGCCCAGCUCUAGCCCCCGUCAUCCAUGUAGCCCCUGUCAGGUGCCUGGGUGCGACGGCUUUUCUUCACCUCCUCCUCAGGAUCCAACAGAGGAAAACUUCUUCCGACUGCAGUCAGAACAUGAGCGUCAAGCCAAUGAGUUGUCCCUGCUGAGGAAGACUAUGGAAGAGAUGGAGUUGAGAAUCGACUCCCAGAAACAGACGCUGGGUGCACGAGACGAGAGUAUCCAGAGGCUGCUGGAGUUGCUUCAGGGUCAGGGACAGUGGGGACGAGGACAGCGGACAGGCAUAAUUACCAUGGCAGCCCAGGAAGCUGAUGUCCACUUGGAGAACAUACAUUUGAGAGAGAACACGAACGCUUCUUUCUGUUUUGAUCCUGAUGUUAUCUGGCAGGACACCAAGAUCUCUUCCCUGGAGAGAAACAUCAGAGACUUAGAGGAUGAGGUCCAGAUGCUAAAAACCACCGGCCUGUUGCACCCUGAUGAAAGGCAGGAUGAACUCAAGCAGGUGGAAGUCUACAAGAGCCACUCUAAAUUUAUGAAAACUAAGAUAGAGCAGCUGAAGCAGGAGCUAAAUAGGAAGGACUCAGAGAUGCAGGCCCUGCAAACCAAACUAGAAACACUGACCAAUCAGAACUCGGACUACAAGCAACACAUCGAGGUGCUAAAAGAGUCGCUCAGUGCCAAGGAGCAGCGCGCCAACACACUGCAGACAGAGGUGGAUGCUCUGCGAGUGCGCCUGGAGGAGAAGGAACAGAUUCUGACUAAGAAAACCAAUCAGCUGCAAGACUUAAGUGAUGAAAAGAGCACACUGGCUGGAGAAAUCAGAGAUAUGAAGGACAUGCUGGAUGUCAAGGAGAGAAAAGUGAAUAUCCUACAGAAGAAGAUUGAGAACUUGUUGGAGCAGUUAAAAGAUAAGGACAAACAGCUGGUUGGAUUGAGAGAAAGGGUUCAGGGGCUUCAGACUGACUCCAGUAACACAGACACAGCUCUGGCCACUCUGGAAGAAGCUUUAUCAGAAAAGGAGCGAGUGAUUGAGAACCUCCGAGACCAGAAGGAACGAGAAGACAGGGUGAGGCUUGAAGAGAUGGAUCAGAUGAGGAGAGAGAACCAGGAACUGAAGGAAAAAUUGGCUGCUCUGCAACCCCCAAAGCUGUCUCAGAGCCAGGUCACCAACUCCAUCUUAAUCCAGAACCAGAGGCCUGAUGGGGAGGUUGAACCCAAAGUAGAUGGUUUUCCAGCAGUCAACCCCAUGACCCCAAAACCAGAGGAAACUGUCAGAAUCUGUCCAGACAUCGCAGAUCGUCUGAGGCUUCUCGAGCAGGAAGUGGCCCGCUACAGAGAGGAGUCUGGGAAGUCCCAGGCUGAGGUGGAGAGGUUAAAGGGAGCGCUUAAGGAUGCAGAAGUGGACAAAUCAUGCAAGGAGAAGAAAAUUACUGAUCUUGAGAGACCUGGGCAAAUCAAGUCUCCAAAUAUCCAGAAGCAGAUUGUGCCUGGCGAGAUGAGGAAAGAUGCCUUGGCAGAUGGACAUCCACACUCUUUAUCACAGCUUUGCAAUUCCCAGGAUGCCAUGCGUGAGACGGCGGAGCGGAUAAUGGAGCUGGAGAAGGCUCUGAGGGAUACCAUGAACACCUCGGCCCAUAGGGAGGCCCUUUGGGCGCAGGAGGAAGCCGCCCGUGUUCAGGCCCAAAGACAGUUGGAGGAGCUGAUGGGAGCUUUAGAGAAGACUCGCCAGGAGCUAGAUGCCACUAAAGUACGUCUGUCCUCCACUCAGAAGUGCCUACAUGAACGAGAUGGACACCUAAACCAACUGCGGCAGGAGAGACGCAAACAGCUGGAGGAGAUUCUGGAGAUGAAGCAGCAGGCGUUGCUGGCAGCCAUAAGUGAGAAGGAUGCCAAUAUUGCCCUUCUGGAAUUAUCUUCUUCCAAACGCAAGAAAGCCCAGGAGGAGGUGAUGGCUCUGAAAAGGGAGAAGGACAGACUCAUGCACCAGCUCAAACAGCAGACCCAGAGCAGAAUGAAGUUAAUAGCAGACAAUUAUGAGGAAGACUACAUCCACCCCCAACAUCACCCUCAUCAUUUGCACCACAUGCAUACAGCAAAUUUGCAUCACCGGAGUCUGCCAAGAGGGGACCCACAUGCCAACCACCGACCUCCGAUGGAUCAGGAUGACGAAGAGGGUAUUUGGGCUUGAUGAAUACUAUCCAUAGGAACCUGCAUCUCUUUGGUGUCUAUGCAUUUGGAAUCACAAGAUUGAUUAGCUUCAGUUCCCAGGACCAGACGAUUUGUCUUUGUUUUCAGACCCCAUUAAUAAAGCACAAAAGUUCAUCAGAUUGGGCUUUUAAAUGCUUAUAAAUUACGUCAUUGAUACAGGUCACAUUCGUGGACAAAUGCAGUGCUUUGCUGGGCACCCAAGCUCCUAGUGGAUGAAUCUCAUACCGCAGCUCAAUAUUGGCAAGUUUGCUCCUGCCUUCAAUUUCUGGGCUGUUUUCAAUAGACUGGGAGCUGGAUUCAUUUUGCAGUGCUGUGGUGCAACAGAGGCCUGACUUCAUAGUAACGAAGAGUCACAACAGUGUUGACGACUGCAAGCAGACUGAAGCCGAGCCAGAUACGCAAGCCCUAGAUCCAUACCUGUUCAGGUUUAUGUUUGCAGGCUUGUGUUUACUUCUGGAGCUAAAUAUCAGACUUUUGUAAAUAUGACAACAUGGACCUCAAAAUCAACAACCCACUAAGACCUCCUCAAUGUAUGGUGCCAAAGGAAUUGCCGCAGUCCAUUGGGAUAAAUAAAAAAAGAUGAAACACCAACUGAUUCAACUCUUAUCCAAGACUUUCAACACUGAACGAUCUUAGUGUCUUGCAAAAGUAGUCAUGCCCCUUUGGAACAUAAAACACUUCCGUCAUGUUACAACCAAAAGCUUAAAUGUAUUUUUUGGGGAAUUUUAUGAACCAAUAAACAUUUUUUUUUUUCUUUUUUGGUAGAACCAAUUUUUGCUAUAAUCACAGCUGCAAGGCGUUUGGAGAGCCUUUGUGAUAUUGAAUGUCUAGUCUUGCUACAAUCUCACAAAUGGAUUUAGGUCUGAACUUAUGUAGCGUUAGUUUUCUAGUCCACACAGAACUGUGCAUAUUGGCUUCAAAAUUCUGUUUAAUCUCCCUUGACUAAAGCAAAUGACAUCAUAUUUGCUCUCUGCUUCUUGGUUUGUGGCAAACACACCAUUGUCGGUUGGUUCUUAACAUAUAAUCCCAAUAAAAACAAACUAAACUGUGUUAGUAACAUGAUGAAAUGUUAAAAAUGUUCAAAGGCUAUAAAUAAUUUUUUUGAGGAAAGGCGUAGUAAAUCUACUGCACAGGCAUUAAAAGAAGUGAACCUUGAUGUUCCCAUAGAGAAAAUGAGAAUCCACUUAUACUCAAUCAAAAAGUCAAAACCUUAGUUUACAGUGAAGAAAAAUGCAGUGUUUUUCUCCUUAUUAAUGUGUUCUGUUUGGUUUUCUGCAACUGAAGCAUCUGAGUGCCACUCUUAUUCUUUUCUUCUUUUUACAUCUGCUGUGUGUCUUAUACUGAAGAGUGAUGUAUUUAUUGUCUAUUUGAUUUUGUGAAUUUCUGUGACUAAUCUAACAACACUGAAGUGACUUGCAUUCCAAAUAACUAUUAAUUUUUUCACUGUACUAAAAGUUGGUUUGAAGUGACAAUAAUUGCUGUUUUGUUGUGGACUCAGCAGCUUCACAGUGUGUAAAUGACUGAAUAUGUCCAGUGUAUGUGUAGGCGUGUGGGGGCGUGUGUGUGUGUGUGUGUGUGGUUUGGUCCUGCUCACUCAGUUGUGACUGUGAAAGUCUGGGGGUAACAGUAUUCACCCUUGGCUCAUUCCACAAUGUUUGGCAGCUUUCAGUUUGUUCACAUUGUUUGAAUAAAACUUUUAACUUAAGUGGCAA